This is a messenger RNA of Nelumbo nucifera (sacred lotus), 1135 nucleotides long. Its product is annotated as putative xyloglucan endotransglucosylase/hydrolase protein 23. The record is from RefSeq and is a predicted model, not a curated record. Gene Ontology annotation, cellular component: apoplast; cell wall. Gene Ontology annotation, molecular function: xyloglucan:xyloglucosyl transferase activity; hydrolase activity, hydrolyzing O-glycosyl compounds. NCBI's taxonomy places the organism in Eukaryota, Viridiplantae, Streptophyta, Magnoliopsida, Proteales, Nelumbonaceae. Gene Ontology annotation, biological process: cell wall biogenesis; xyloglucan metabolic process.
CAUUAAUGAAUCUCACUUCACUCACAACUUUAAACAAUAGUUGUUCAUUCUUCGAGUCCUGUCAAUCAAAUCUCUACAAUCAACGAUUAGCGAUGGCUUCUUCCUCUUCUCCUUAUCCUGGGAUUUUCUUAAAAUCUCUGUUUUCUUUUCUGGUUUUGAGCUCUUUAGCUAUGGCUAGUAAUUUCAACCAAGACUUCGACAUCACAUGGGGCGAUGGUCGAGCACAGAUACUCAACAAUGGGGAGCUUCUCACUCUCUCCCUUGACAAGGCCUCUGGCUCUGGCUUCCAAUCCAAGCACGAGUACCUCUUUGGUAAGAUAGACAUGCAGCUCAAGCUCGUCGCCGGCAACUCAGCCGGCACGGUCACGGCCUACUACUUAUCAUCUCAGGGACCGACCCAUGACGAGAUUGACUUCGAAUUUCUCGGCAACCUCAGCGGUGAUCCCUAUAUUCUACACACUAAUGUCUUCAGCCAGGGGAAGGGAAACAGGGAGCAACAGUUCUAUCUCUGGUUCGAUCCUACAGCAGACUUCCACACUUAUUCCAUUCUCUGGAACCCCCAACGCAUUAUCUUCUCUGUAGAUGGAAUACCCAUCAGAGAAUUCAAGAACUCAGAAUCCAUUGGAGUUCCAUUCCCCAAGAACCAGGCCAUGAGAAUCUACUCCAGCCUAUGGAAUGCUGAUGAUUGGGCCACAAGGGGUGGCCUUGUCAAGACCGAUUGGACAAAAGCACCAUUUACAGCUUCCUAUAGAAACUUCAACGCCAACGCCUGCGUCAUGUCUUCAGGCUCCUCUUCUUGUGACUCCAAAUCUCCCACUUCAACAACUGACAAUCUCCAAUGGCUAUCGCAAGAGCUGGACUCAGCUGGUCAAGAGAGGAUGAAAUGGGUGCAGAACAAUUAUAUGAUCUACAAUUACUGCGCAGAUACAAAGCGUUUUCCUCAGGGCCUCCCUCCUGAGUGCUCCAACACCAACAUGUCUUAGAGCAGCUUGUUUUAGAACAUUCUUUUGUUUCCAGGCUUCACAAAUUAUUUCAUUUAUUUAUAUAUUUAUUCAUUUUGAUCUUCGCUAUUGUAAUCUAAACCAACAUCAUAAGGAAAUUUUGAUAAUAUAUAUCAGAAAGUUUUGUUAUUUCA